AUGUCUGCUGCUCGUUUCAUGACGGCAACGGAGAGUGACACCUCCACACACAACACGAACCAUGACCGAAUGCCCGACUCCGCCGCCGCCGCCUCUGCCAACGAUGGCGACGAGGAGGAGGAGGAAGAAGAAGAGGACGACGACGACGACGACGACGAUGAGCCCAAGCUGAAGUAUGCCAGGCUGACGGGAAGCCUGGCAAACGCAUACCGCAACGCCGACUCUACCUCUGCCUUUGCCGUGGUGGGCGACAAGAUGGUCGUGGGCACACACAAUGGGAGCAUACACGCCUUGGCUGUGCCUGCGCUGGAGAGCCUGCGAACGUAUCGCGCCCACCAGGCGACAGUCACGAGCAUAUCGAUCAGUCCAGUACCACCAGCUCCAGUGCUGGUGAGGCGUGAAACAGGCAGUGCGGCCAUGCUGUCAAGUCCUCCGCCAAGCAGCAAAGGCAUACCGGCACCAACAAGGACGAGGACGGGCGUGAGCAACUCUAGGACCCCUCCGAGACAGCAGGAACCCGUCCCGAAUACGCCCAACAACCAGAUCUACAUCGCGACGAGCUCUUUGGACGGCCAUGUCUGUGUCUCAUCUUUGAUGGAUCCAGCGCACGUACAGCUGCGGAACUUUGCGAGACCAGUCAAUGCGGUGGCUCUCAGUCCGGACUACGAAAACGACAAGACGUAUCUCUCUGGUGGUCUAGCAGGAAGCUUAAUACUAACAGUGGGAGGAAAGGCCGGUGUCAGUACGGACGCAAACACGAACAGCGCCGCAGCAGCAGCCUCGGGCUGGCUAGGAUCAAUAGGCCUGGGAAGCAAUACUGGGUCCGACAAGAGCCUGCAUUCGGGUGAGGGAGCCAUCAACAGCAUCAAAUGGAGUCACAGCGGGAAAUGGGUUGUUUGGGUGAAUGAGGAGGGCAUAAAGAUCAUGCGAAGUCAUCUGAAGCUGGGGAGUGAAGAUCAGGAAGACGCGUGGAGACGGAUAGCACAUGCGGCGCGACCGAAUCGCAAAGGCUGGGAAGAUAUGGCUGGAGUGUGGAAGGGCAGAUGUGAAUGGAUCGAUGAGAAGACGCUGGAAUCAGAUGAUCUUACAACCGGAGGUGGACAUGACAAUGCGCUGGAUGCACAGGUCACCAACGGCAACGAUCCCGUGCGGUCAAGGACAUCCACAAAAGGCAAGAAGGUUGAGAAACUGCUGGUCGGGUGGGGAGAUACUGCUUGGGUUCUCCACGUCCAGACUGGAAGCUCGACCGCACAAGGCCCAAACGCAAAACGACAGAUUGGAAGUGCAGACAUCAUUCACAAGCUUCAGUUCCGCGACUGUAUCAUAUCUGGAAUCAGCUUUUACACCCCGUCAUUGCUCGCAAUCCUGGCAUACCGCACGAGAGACGAUGACGAUCAUCUCAUCAACGCCCCUCACAGUGUUGGCAAAGGUGCCAAGGAUGAUACACCUCGCAAGGCAAGACAGCACAGACAUACAAGUCUGGCACCCCAGCUUCGACUGGUGAAUGUCGUCAACGGGGAGGAAGUUGAGCUUGACGAACUGUCAAGGAUAUCGCGCUACGAGACGCUAUCUGCACAGGACUAUCAUCUCGGUGCACUCUACAUGCCUCCGCCGUUGCCGGAUAAAGCAGCGAAAGAGCAGACCCGAGGAAAGUUGGAGGACAUCUGGGAUGUUACCAAGAACGCGACGGUUCAGACCUUAACAGUCGGUGGCUACGCGACUCGUAUGUUCUCGUCAGGUGCCAGCAUCAUGAGUGGGAGCAGCGAUGGGCGCGGCACGAAUGGCAGAACAGGAUCCUUCAGGCGGCAGGGAUCUGUACAAGACGUCACGCCUACUCCAGAAGUGACGAGACGACCAGUUGAUGCGCAUCCUUAUACGCUGGAACCUGGUCUGAAGCUUUUCAUCCACAGUCCGUACGAUUGCGUGUUGGCUGUCAAGCGAGAGCUGUCGGACCACUUAGAGUGGCUGCUUGAGCAUCAACAGUAUGGCGAGGCGUGGCAGCUCAUUGACGAACAUCCCGAAGCUGUGGAUACAUCUGCCUCUGAUCUACAGUCUUCCACAUCCCAGCCAAGCUCACCCAUAAAAUCUGGCGUCGGUCAGAAUGGAAGUCUGGCUGAUUUCUUCGCCGACGAGAACAGCUCACAAUCGACAGGUGUGAAUGCCCUACGAGCACACAACUCCACCGCACAGAAAGAGAAGCGCCGUAUUGGAGAUCUUUGGAUGCAGCAGCUUGUCUCUGACAACGAGUGGGAGGAAGCUGGUAAGAUUGCCGGCAAAGUCCUAGGCACCAGCAGUAGGUGGGAGCAUUGGGUCUGGACUUUCGCUCAAGCAGACAAGUUUGACGAGAUCACGCCAUACAUACCCUCGACUGCCCUGAAGCCGCCACUUCCUACUCUGGUGUACGAGGUCAUCCUGGGACAUUACAUUGGGAAAGACCGUGAACGACUGAGCAAGCUACUUGAUGUAUGGGAUCCGGAUCUGUUUGAUGUCAAAAGUGUCAUCUCGGCUAUCGAAGACCGCCUUGAGAGUGGCGAGGUCACCGAGGACGGCACGGAGCAUGGCAUCCAAGGUCGAGAUUGGCGCAUUCUUAUGGAAGCGCUGGCACGACUGUACUUCGCGGAUGGUCGAGCAAGAGAUGCCUUGCGUUGCUACAUUGCGCUUCAAGACGCCGAGAAAGCUUUCAGUUUGAUACGGGAAGAGAAGCUGAUGGAUGUCGUGGUCGAUGAUGUGCCUGGCUUGGUGAUGCUACGGAUCAGCCGCGAGCAGAUGCGUUCAGCACCGCUUUCCGAGCUUGAAGAGGCGAGCUCAGAAGCCAUACAGCUAUUGAUUGACGAGGCACAUCGCGGGACAGUACCUGUGAUCUCUGUUGUCCAGCAGCUGACACGAAAGGGCGACAAUUUCCAGCCAUUUCUCUUCUUCUAUUUCCGAACCUUAUGGAAGACUGGUCCAUCAACAAAAGCCCCGGCCCCCUUCCGAAGAGGCGGACCAUUCGACACGCGCAAAGAAGAAAGCCACGCCAUGGUCGAAGAUCAUGCCGAUCUGGCAGUCAAGCUCUUUGCCGAGUACGACCGCGACCUACUAUACAACUUCGUCAAGGCCAGUCAAAUGUACAGCUACGACAAAGCUGCUGAGAUCUGCGAGCGAAGACACUACAUUCCAGAGUUGGUUCACAUCCUGAGCAAGACCGGGCAGACUAAGCGAGCGCUGUACUUGAUCAUUGGUGAGCUAGGUGAUGUGAGCCAAGCUAUCAGCUUCGCGAAAGAGAACCCUGACCUCUGGAAUGAUCUACUCGACUACUCGAUGGAUAAGCCGUCCUUCAUCAAAGGUCUGCUAGAAGAAGUAGGUGCCGCUGCAGCAUUCAAUCCCAUCGAUGUCGUGCGCAGGAUCCCGGAAGGUCUCGAGGUUGAAGGUCUCAAACAAGGCAUCCAGCGCCUUGUUCGGGAGUUCGAGAUCCAGAUGUCGAUAUCUGAAGGCGUAGCGAAGGUCCUCCGCGGUGAAGUUGGCAUGGGCAUGGACACUUUGCGUGCCGGCCGUAAGAAGGGCGUCCGCUUCGAAGUGGUGCAUGAGAGCCCAACAGACGUUGACCUCGCUGUCCACGAUCCGCCGACAAAAGUGCCCAAAGAUGGCGAAAGCCUCCCAGUGCCUAAACGCAAGGCAGAGAAGCCGGUUGCUAAGCAAGUCAAGCCAGGACAUUGCGUUGGUUGCAGCGAGCCUUUCCGUGAAGAUGACAAAGAAACUCUCAUCGGCUUCGCCUGCGGGCACGUAUACCACCUCUCCUGCCUGCUCGACGCAAACCCAGACACGAACAAGAAAGAGGCGGACAACGUUCUUGAUCAACUCGCCACAGCCGCGGAAGAAGAUGACGGUGGGUAUGGUGGCCGGAGCGUGGGUGGGAAAGUGGCGCAUGCGCACAUCAUCAAUAGUGUUGUCAAGGGAGGCUGUCAGCAUUGUAUCAUUCCAGAGGGCGCUUGA
Messenger RNA from Fulvia fulva, 3972 nucleotides. RefSeq names its product Vacuolar protein sorting-associated protein 41. Gene Ontology annotation, molecular function: protein binding. Bases 1 to 3972 code for a protein of 1323 amino acids. Gene Ontology annotation, cellular component: late endosome; HOPS complex. Lineage: Eukaryota; Fungi; Ascomycota; Dothideomycetes; Mycosphaerellales; Mycosphaerellaceae. The transcript has 2 exons. The record is from RefSeq and is a predicted model, not a curated record. Gene Ontology annotation, biological process: cellular response to starvation; vesicle-mediated transport; macroautophagy.